Notolabrus celidotus (New Zealand spotty) is the source of this 4959-nucleotide messenger RNA. It is a transcript of the gene faxcb, whose product is annotated as failed axon connections homolog, metaxin like GST domain containing b. The transcript has 6 exons. The record is from RefSeq and is a predicted model, not a curated record. Lineage: Eukaryota; Metazoa; Chordata; Actinopteri; Labriformes; Labridae. The coding region runs from base 246 to 1496 and encodes 416 amino acids. Gene Ontology annotation, cellular component: cytoplasm.
AACCGGAAGUGCAGCUGUUGAGUUUGCGUUUAGUUUGACGCUUAUUUCCAACCUGCCAAGGGAAAGCAGACUGGGUGCUGUAAGCAUCAUCCAGGGAGGGGAGGUCGAUAUGUUUACUCCUUCUGGUUUCUGGAAGGUUAUCAGCUGCACCGCCGCCAUGCCGGAGACCCACCCGGCCUUUAAAUGAAGCCUUACAGGGACCACAGCAGGGAGGACGCUGGGUGGCUGUAACCGAGGGAGGGAGGAUGUACUGGGCUGCUGGCUUCGCCUCUUCCCGUCCGUGUGUGGUUGAGCUCGGGCGGAAUCACAGCCUGCCGCUCGGGCUGUGCGGCUCCGAGCAGCAGCAGUCUUUGUAUGGAUAUAUCAUCGCUUUCCCUUUGCAGGACUACGGAGGCAUAAUGUCCGCUCUGGGCUCGGACUCCUGGUGGAAGAAGACCCUGUACAUCACUGGGGGGGCCCUGCUGGCUGCUGCAGCCUACCUCCUGCAUGAACUGCUCGCCAUCAGGAAGGAGCAGGAGCUGGACUCUAAAGACGCCAUCAUCCUCCAUCAGUUCUCCAGGCCACAGAAUGGUGUGCCCAGCCUCUCACCCUUCUGCCUCAAAAUAGAGACGUACCUGCGCAUGGUGGACUUGCCCUACCAGAACUACUUCGAUGGGAAGCUGUCCCCACAGGGCAAGAUGCCCUGGAUGGAGUACAACCACGAGCAGGCGUCAGGCUCAGAGUUCAUCAUAGACUUUCUGGAGGAGAAGCUGGGCGUCAACCUCAACCAGAACCUCACCCCGCAGGAGAAAGCUGUGUCCCGAGCUGUAACCAAAAUGGUUGAGGAACACCUCUACUGGACAAUAGCCUACUGUCAGUGGGUGGACAAUCUUGAGGAAACCCAGAAGCUGCUGGCGAUGAGCGGCCCUCUGAGCGACACGCUGAAGUGGUUACUAUGUCACCUGAACGGCAGCAUGGUGCGCAGGGAGAUGUACGGUCACGGCAUUGGACGCUUCUCAAAGGAGGAAGUCUACACGCUAAUGGAGAAGGACAUGAGGACGCUGGCCACACUGCUGGGAGAUAAGAAGUACUUCAUGGGCUCCAAGGUGUCGACAUUAGACGCUACAGUGUUUGGACAUCUAGCCCAGGCCAUGUGGACUCUGCCUGGGACACGACCAGAGCAACUUAUUAAAGGAGAGUUGAUCAACUUGGCCAUGUUCUGCGAACGGAUGCGGAGGAGGUUCUGGCCCGAGUGGUUUGUGGAGGUGGAGGAUCUUUAUUACGAUGGAGAGAGUGUGAGCAGCGAUGGCGGCGGCUCUCCUACAGGCCUGCUAGACUUAGGCCUCUUCUCCAGGACUGACACUCUGGACGACAGCGACGGCAGCAGCCACUCAGCCGGACACACGCACACACACUCCCCUGACUCUGACCAGUCUCUCUUUGACUCGGACGUGGGAACAGGAUCUGACAAUGACAUUCAGCUUAAGGAGGAGUUGAUGCCCGACCUGGAGGUUUGACCUGAGAGUGGCCAUGAUUGGCUGACUGACUGAAACUGACAGGAGGUGGGAAAAGUCUGGCGGUCUAGAGAUGCUGCCAGACAAAAGCUCACACAGUUGAUCGAAAUAUUCCAGCUCCUCCAACUCCAAAAUCUAAAACGAUUUACCUUCCAGGACUGGGUGUUCAUGUGCAGAGCAUAGAAACUGAACCUCAUAAUAAACAUGCUACUGCAUGGUUUCUCUCCUCCUGUUAUGUCAGAACUGUCUGUGUGACAGUUCCUCUUUGCCUUAUUUGUCUCGUCCCAAUACAGAAGCUGGCGUGUGAAGGUUAACUUAUAGGAAACAUGUCAUCUCAUGAAAAGUGCAGAGAUUACAAAGUAGUGUCGUGGAAAAAAAAAGACAGGUGGCACUUCACUUGGUAUGAAACGAUGCAACUAAUCACCACUCUGCCAUGUGUCUUAACGCACAAACCCAUGUGAACAGGUGGAGAUUGAUCAUGUGGCUAAAAGGAACAGCUGCUGUGUCUCAGCUGUUAACCAUGCGAGUGCUGGAGAGGAAGUACAGAUGACAUUGAGUCCCAAUCCACGCUCUAAAUCGAUCCUCAUGUCAUGUCCUUCAUGCUCCUGUAUAACGGGAGAGUCUGUAUCAAACAUGAUGUAUGUCUCCGUCAGACUCUAGAUGCACGUCGUAGUUCUAUAGAAAGGAUGGGAAAGGAAGGAGGAGCAGAUUUGUGCCUGUUUUAUUUAUUGGUUAUAAUUAACUUUUAUCUCCAUUAAGUAAUUAUUUAUGUUGUUUUUGUUAAAGAUUGAGAUUUCACUCAUUCAGUACAACUUCUCUGGUAAUGAACUGUUGUUUGACUAUGUGACCACUAGAUGGAGUCAGCUGUCAGCUUGAUGCCACCUUUAUUCUGCAUCAUUCAAGGUCAUUGCACCCUGAACUGCUGCCCGUUAAACAAAGUAGAUGUUUCCUCUUUCAGAUAUCAUGGUUCUCAUCUAUAAAUAACCUGUCAGGGUGUGUGUGGACAGAAAUACAUGCAUGCAUUUGCAUAAAUACAGACAUAUCAGCCUUAGUUCUCUCAGACUCAAGACACGGACAAAACAUGGUACAGGUCUGCAACGUUUUUUAGUUAUGUGAUUUAUUACCAGUGCCACUUAAUUAUUCUUUACAGGAUCUUAUGUGUCAAAUAUGUAUAUUAGUUUGUUUAUUUUCGUAUUACUCUCAAAGAGAGAUGUUAUUUUGCACUAGUGGAAAUUUAUUUUCACCUUAUUUCACUGGGAACAGUCUGCUAUAGAGGUAGAAAAGCCAAAUGAAUGGGAAACAUAGAUGUGUGUAUCAGUAGUUUGAGGACGCCAGGUUUUCUGAUAGUGAUUGUUUUGGGAGGGGACCAUGCUGCUUAUGCUGGAUGUGUGGAUGGGAAUUUUCCUGGGUGUGAAUGUCAUAAAGUAGAUGAAGAAUUCUUUGCAGAGACAGUCAGAAUACCAAAUCAGUUGAAAGAAAUGUUGCAAUUUAAAAACAGAAAAAAAAAACCUUGUGGAUGAAAUGGAUCAAAAUGUCUGGGGGAAGUGUUCACCACAUUUAGCUUUGUUGGAUUGUUUGUUAUGGCAAUAAGAUUGAUGUAAGACAAAGAUUGUGGUUGAUAUAGAGUAGAUGUCAAGGGUCAGCUCAUCAAGUUAUAACAACACUGUUAAAACUCUCUCACUGAUAUCUAGUAGUGUUGAGCUAUGCUGAUUGUUUUCUACCACUGGCUCAAUAAAAUAAAGAGGGAAUAUUAAUGGUGCUCACAGCUUGAAAAUAUACAUCAAGUAUUCAUUUAUACUGAAGUCUCAUCCUUAUUUCUGUAGAUAACCCACUGAAAAAAUUCUGCCAACAGUUUUUUUUCUUUAAAAAAAAAGCUAAAGUGAAAACUGAAAAACAAUUCAGGUGAAUCAUAACUGAUGACAACAAUUGAAAUGCUACACACCGAGCAUGACUUUGGAGAUUUAUAAAGUUGACAUUCUGAAAUGACAAGCUAUAUAUUUUCUUUUCUCUUCCAUGUUUUCUUUUUUCCUUUUCUAUUUUCUGUUCUUUUCGCUUUGCCUUUUCUUUAUUUUUUCAGUUUAUUUUCUUUUUCCUUCUUCUCUUUUUUCCUAUUCUUUUUAUACUUUUCAUUACCUUUAUAUUUUCUUUGUUUCAUUUUUCUUUCCUUUCCUUUUUUCUAUUUUCCUUUCCUUUUCCUUUCUUGUGAACAUCACAUGGUUUUAUGAAGAUAAACAGCCUUACCUUUAUCUUUAUUUUUUUCUUUUACACCGUGUUUGUAUCGUCAAACGCUUUUCAAAGCAUCCUGAAGACAGUUUCAGUUCAGAAUGAAACCAUUUUGUGUUUUAUGUAUGUUUAUUGACAGAUUAUCAAUGAAACGAAAUGGUGCUUGACGAACUUACAGGGAAUCAAGCUCUGCACUUUGCCUGAGCUAAAGGAGCGUUUCAGCAUCUUUUACAUCAUGGAUAUGGUUUUGUUUUUUAUCCCAAACCUCUUCUGGUUUGUUUCACUUCACUUCUAAACUCGCAGCAUUACACUACCGUCAAUUUUUUUUUAAUGCAGGAGACUUGGUCUGUUUUUAAUCAAACAGACCAAGUUAGCCAGAAGGUAGUGAACAGAAUGAUGCAUUUAGCUGCUUUAGAGAUAUUCCCUCAAGGGUUGUGUGGAUACCAAAUAUCAUAUUGGACUUAACAAAUGAAAACAAGUGUUGCUCAGUGCCAGCUCAAUGCAGCUGUUUUCUAACAAGUUUGACAUGUUAACAUUAAAAGGUUGAAGAGAAACAGUAAAUUGGAUGAAUGUAGCGUGGGGUAGACAAGCAUCAAAAUCAAACCUGAGUCCAAUGUGUCAAGGAUUUUGAGUCGCCUGCUCUACCACCUGAGCUAACCCUGCACUUCAAGAUGUCAUUUUUCAAUUCUGUAAGCACCAAAACCUCAAUUCACUUUAGCUUCAUUGAUUUUGCUUUGGAAACAGAGAUCUCACAGAGUAAUUCGGAGCCAGAAAACAAAACUAUCUGCAUGGCUACACACCACUUGAAGUUACUAAGAAGGUAUGUGAAGAUAUUUUGCAGUUUGGUGAAUUGACCAUUUUAAUGAGAUAAAGUUAGCGAUUGAAGGCCGUGUGUGAUCCAGAUGUUGAGACUCUAGAGGGAGCCUUCUUCCAUUGUGUCGCCCUGUGGUUCGCACUCUAACCCCGCCCUGGCCUUGGUUGUGUUCGUUUCAGUCGCAUCAUCCGGGAUGGACAUUGUAUACAGUUGGACUGCUUUAAUCAAGCCAUAUUAAAACUAAUUGUCUUCUUACUGGAUCCAUGUCGUUGCAUUACUUCUUGGGUAAUGUAAAUAUUUUAUGUGUGACAAUGUGUAUCAUACUGUAUGUAGAGCAGACUGACUGAGCAGACUACCUAUGGAUGUGCAGUCAUGAACAGAGCGACUGGAUGAUUUCAAUAAAAAAAAAAUAGCUGUGACAAUUUUAAA